CGCUGUGAUUCCUGCGAAUACCCAAGCCCAACCAAACCCUAGCCCGGCAGCCAUUCUCUUCGUUCCCUCUUUGCUCUGCGCGCCACACCGCACGACCUCCCCGAAGCAGACGUGCCCGCUGCCCGUCCGUCCCCCGUGGCCAUGGCCGCGACGUGGUCUUCGUCUUGCUGCGCCGCGACCGCGUCGAGCAGCGCUCUGCUUCGUCAUGCCCGCGUCAAGAGCGCGCCUUGGGUAGCCGGUGCCAGCCGGAGUAGCUACAGGCAGCGGCGGCGGCGGCGGGAGCUGUCCAUCCGCGCCACGGCCGCGGCGCCGCCGCCGCCCGUGGUCUACGCGGACGCCGGCGCCGACAACGUGGCCUCGCUGAAGAUCAAGCUCCUGAGCGCGGUGUCCGGGCUGAACCGUGGCCUGGCAGCGAGCCAGGAGGACCUGGACCGCGCGGACGCGGCGGCGCGGGAGCUGGAGGCGGCGGCGGGGUGCCCCGUCGACCUCAGCAGGGACCUCGAUAAGCUGCAGGGCCGGUGGCGGCUGCUGUACAGCAGCGCGUUCUCUUCGCGGACGCUCGGCGGCAGCCGCCCUGGCCCGCCCACCGGCCGCCUCCUCCCCAUCACGCUCGGCCAGGUGUUCCAGCGGAUCGACGUGGUGAGCCGCGACUUCGACAACAUCGUGGAGCUGGAGCUCGGCGCGCCGUGGCCUCUGCCGCCGCUCGAGGCCACGGCGACGCUGGCGCACAAGUUCGAGAUCAUCGGGACCUCGGGCAUCAAGAUCACGUUCGAGAAGACGACGGUGAAGACCAAGGGCAACCUGUCGCAGCUUCCUCCGCUGGAGGUGCCCCGCAUCCCGGACAACCUCCGGCCGCCGUCCAACACCGGGAGCGGCGAGUUCGAGGUGACCUACCUCGACGACGACACGCGCGUCACCCGCGGGGACAGGGGGGAGCUCAGGGUGUUUGUCAUCGCGUGACCUGAUCGCGCUUGCGGCGCCGUUCUGCUGGUCCGUGAGAUUGCCAUCCUUCUUCCUCCCUGUUGCUCCAGUAGAUUUGUUGGUUUCUUCGUCUGACCAAUGUAUACCGUUCUGUUCUUCCGUGAACUGAAUCUGCGAUUAACUUAGUAACUAUCUUGUGUGGUUUACAUGCUUGCUCCGUCCUUAUUUACUUUGUUAAUUUAUAAUUUGAACUGAUUGCCUUGC
Messenger RNA from Zea mays, 1185 nucleotides. Its product is annotated as harpin binding protein 1. NCBI's taxonomy places the organism in Eukaryota, Viridiplantae, Streptophyta, Magnoliopsida, Poales, Poaceae. The coding region runs from base 142 to 960 and encodes 272 amino acids. The record is from RefSeq and is marked provisional. The transcript has 3 exons.